GGAUAUAGUGUUGGUAAGGCAGGGAACAAAGUUCAGAGUUACUUCUGUCUGUGAGGCCAGGCAUAGUGCUGCUCUCCUUACUUCUGAAGGCUCUGGACUGUGAGGAUUCAAUCAUGCCAAACUACAAGCUGACCUAUUUCAAUCUAAGAGGUAGAGGAGAGAUCAUUCGCUACCUGUUUGCCUAUACAAACACUGAAUUUGAAGACCAUAGAAUUGAAUUUAAAGACUGGCCUGCACAUAAAGACUCAUACCCAUUUGGAAAACUCCCAGUUUUGGAAAUCGAUGGGACUGUUUACUAUCAAAGCCUUGCCAUUGGGAGGUAUCUAGCCAAAAAAGCAGGUCUGACAGGAAAGACUGAUUUAGAUGACCUUCGCAUUGAUGCCAUAUUAGACAGCAUUGAUGACUUUGUAUCACUGUAUCCAUGGGGUGAAGAUGUACAGGAAAUGAAGAAAUACAUUGAAAAAUGUUCUGGUCCCUUCCUGUCUGCCCUGGAGAAGACAUUGGGAGAUAAUAAGUGGUUUGUUGGUGAUUAUGUAACCUGGGCUGACUUCUUUUGGGACAUCUGCAGUGACAGUAUUGAAAUAGACAAUCCCGGCUUUUGCAAAGAUUACCCAAAGCUUCUGUCUCUCAAGCAAAAGGUAAAGGAACUUCCAGAGAUUGCGGCAUGGAUAGAGAGAAGACCCCAGACAACGCAUUAAUAUAGCAAUACAUGGCAGAAUUUGGGAGUGAAAAUGAAGAUACUUCUGGUUUUACUAAAGGCCACACGUUAUCUCUUUAACUUUACAUAGAAGUUCUUCAUAUGGCAAAUGUAUUAACCAAAGUAUUUUUGAAAUUUUUUGUUCUCUAUUAAGACAUAGAAGAAAUGUCAAAAGCAAAUGGCUAAAUAAAGUUAAUGGGUAUGA
Bufo bufo (common toad) is the source of this 902-nucleotide messenger RNA. RefSeq names its product hematopoietic prostaglandin D synthase (gene HPGDS). Gene Ontology annotation, molecular function: glutathione transferase activity. The record is from RefSeq and is a predicted model, not a curated record. The coding region runs from base 114 to 698 and encodes 194 amino acids. The transcript is spliced from 6 exons. Lineage: Eukaryota; Metazoa; Chordata; Amphibia; Anura; Bufonidae. Gene Ontology annotation, biological process: glutathione metabolic process.